AGGAGAGGGAGAGAGAAGGAGGGGAAAGGAGAGAAGACAAAAGAUUCAAAACAAAGGACGUUUUUGGACGACAGGAAAAGUUCUCGUAAACAUCCAGCUCUGACAAGGAUGGGCAGUCUUCCAAUCGCCCUUCUCCUCUGCGGUUUCCACGCUCUCACAGCUGUAGCCCAAGCCCCACAGGCUGAGGUGGAUCUCCCCAGAGGUGACUGGAAUGAAGAGGAGGCUCUGGUGUCUGUCUCUACCCUACCCCCUGACUGUAGGGAAGAGACGUACCCCUGCACCAGGAUGUACUCUGUCCACCGGCCCAUCAAGAGAUGCAUCCACUCCCUCUGUCUUUACAGCCUCCCUCGUGUCUAUGUGAUCAACAAGGAGAUCUGUGUGAGAACUGUGUGCCAACAGGAUGAGUACCUGAAGGCUGAGCUCUGCAGGGAGAGGUCCGGCUGGCCUAAACGCUUCCAGAGGUCAACCACCAAUAAGAAACGCUGUCGCAAUCGCCGUGGCAACCCCAAAACCUGGGAAAACAAGGCCUGAUGGGCCCAAGAUGGCGGAGAUGGAAGGAGGGGCGGAGGAAGAAGGGAGGAAGGAGAGAAGGAGGAGGAGGGAGGACACCCUUGGAGACAGAACACUGGGUUGUCUCCAUAAAAACACCCCAAAACACCAUAAAUCCACCGCUCAACACCUGGUGCUAGCCUGUGCCUAAUUACACACACACACAUACAUAUACAACCACACGCAUGCACGGACAGACACACACAGAGACACACAUGCACAA
This is a messenger RNA of Coregonus clupeaformis (lake whitefish), 772 nucleotides long. Its product is annotated as microfibrillar-associated protein 5. The transcript has 7 exons. Gene Ontology annotation, cellular component: microfibril. Gene Ontology annotation, biological process: embryonic eye morphogenesis. NCBI's taxonomy places the organism in Eukaryota, Metazoa, Chordata, Actinopteri, Salmoniformes, Salmonidae. The record is from RefSeq and is a predicted model, not a curated record. Bases 109 to 531 code for a protein of 140 amino acids.